Vicia villosa (hairy vetch) is the source of this 813-nucleotide messenger RNA. Its product is annotated as protein DETOXIFICATION 40-like. Gene Ontology annotation, molecular function: antiporter activity; xenobiotic transmembrane transporter activity. Gene Ontology annotation, cellular component: membrane. The annotation marks the transcript as partial. The record is from RefSeq and is a predicted model, not a curated record. The transcript has 3 exons. Gene Ontology annotation, biological process: transmembrane transport. Lineage: Eukaryota; Viridiplantae; Streptophyta; Magnoliopsida; Fabales; Fabaceae.
CAAUCAUGCAGUGUUAGAGUGAGCAAUGAAUUAGGAGCAGGAAAUCCAAAAUCAGCCUCAUUUUCUGUUUUGGUGGUGACAGUGAUUUCUUUUAUAAUAUCAGUUAUUAUAGCACUUGUGGUUCUUGCUUUAAGAGAUGUCAUAAGCUAUAUCUUCACCGGAGGAGAAGAGGUUUCUGCCGCUGUCUCAGAUCUUUGUCCUCUCCUCGCUCUUGCCAUCGUCCCCAAUGGCGUUCAACCUGUCUUAUCUGGGGUGGCUGUUGGAUAUGGAUGGCAAAGCUUUGUUGCAUAUGUAAAUGUUGGUUGUUAUUAUGGAAUUGGCAUACCUUUGGGUUCAGUUCUCGGUUUCUAUUUCAAAUUCGGUGCCAAGGGAAUAUGGGUGGGAAUGUUAGCUGGGACAGUUUUGCAAACAAUUAUUUUAGUGUGGUCUACAUUUCGAACCGAUUGGAGUAAAGAGGUUGAAGAAUCAAGAAAGAGGUUGAACAAGUGGGAGGACAAGACUGAUGAGACACUCCUUAAGAACUGAGAGGCCCUUUGUUUUGCAAUUAGAUUAAGAUGUCAUUAGUCCAAAUGAAUCAGUGUUGUGAUAUAAGAUUAAGCAAUUUUUUCUUCUUUCUUUGAAAAGUGACAAACUAUAGAAAUUAUGUUAAUGUCAUGUAAAAUUCAGUGUAUGAUUGAUUGUGUUCAUAUAGUUGCGAGGAAGUUGUGUAUAUUUGUUGGCAAUGUAUAUGAUCAGCAGAAUGCAUUAUGCUAGGGAUGGUAUGGUAUGGUGUGUUUGUGGUUUGCUAUCUAUUGUAAAUUGUUGAAUAAAAUU